Cantharellus anzutake is the source of this 2201-nucleotide messenger RNA. RefSeq lists its product as uncharacterized. The transcript is spliced from 13 exons. The coding region runs from base 125 to 2107 and encodes 660 amino acids. The record is from RefSeq and is a predicted model, not a curated record. NCBI's taxonomy places the organism in Eukaryota, Fungi, Basidiomycota, Agaricomycetes, Cantharellales, Hydnaceae.
AAGGAAGUUUCCUUUGUUGAACGCGCAUCAUCACUGAUCUCGAUUGACCCAGACGUGGGUCGAUGAUAUUUUUUGCGCAACUGAUGCACCUCAAGUCCUUUCAUCCACACGAGGAUUGCUCUCCAUGCUACAUUGGGCACUACACGAACAUCUGCAUGCAUAUUAUGGGAUCCAAGGAGCACGGAUAAUUUCGAGUAGUUUCUCCGAGGAGUUACCUCGAGUGGUUCUAACCUGGAGACGGAGCGUUCAGAAGCCUCCGCGAAACACAGCGUUCCGCGUAGAUGGGAUAAUCACUGCGACGACGAGUAUCACCAACCUCGUAAAAUCAUCGCUGAAAGGGAGCCCUUCAACGACCCGAAAUUCAAUCACCUACGAUCGAAUCAGCGACAACCCGAACUCGUAUUCCAUUCCACUUUCAAUACUGAUACGCAAGGUUGUGACAUCAGUACUGAACGAAAUUGAAUCUAGAUCGGAGUCGAUAUUGAAACUUACUACGUUGAUUGAAGAUUCGAGAAUAACAGAGCCCGUCAAGUCUGUACUGAAUUCUAUAGAAACCUGCUAUACAUCGAUCGAUGAUAUUUUUUGUGGCCCUCGUGCACCACAAAUCGUUUCGUCUACCCGAGGAUUGCUUUCUACACUGCAUCAAGCCCUACAUGAACAUCUGCAUGCACGCUAUGGGAUUCAGGGCGCACGAAUAAUUUCAAGUAGUUUUUUCAACGGGUUGCCCCAGAUACUUCUGGCGUGGGAGCGGAACACUCAGACGUCUUCACAAUACAUAGUGUCCCGUGCAGAUGGGAUAAUCACUCUGACAACAAGUAUCUCCAACCUCGUAAAAUCAUCGCUAAAAGGGGGCCCUUCAACGAACCGAAAUUCAAUCACCUACGAUCGAAUCAGCGAUGCCCCUAAUUUGUUUUCCAUCCCACUUCCAACACUGAUACGCAAGGUCGUGAUAUCAGUGCUGAAUGACAUUGAUUCUAGAUCGGAGUCGAUUUUGAAACUCACUGCAUUGACCGAAGAUUCAAGAAUGGCAGCGCCCGUCAAGUCAAUCCUGGCCGCUAUGAAAACAUGUUAUGCAUCGGUCGAUGACAUUUUUUGUGCACCCCAUGCACCCCAAAUCCUUUCAACCACGCGAGGAUUGCUUUCUACACUGCACCAAGCUCUGCAUGAGCAUCUGCACGCACGCUAUGGGAUUCGAGGAGCACGGAUGAUUUCAAGUAGUUUUGUCAACGAGUUGCCCCAAAUAUUUCUGUCAUGGAAACGGAACGUUCAAACGUCUUCACAAAACACAGCGUCCGCCUUGGAUGGGAUAGUCGCUCUGGCAACAAGUAUCACCAACCUCGUAAAAUUAUCGCUGAAAGGGAAUCCUUCUACGAACCGAAGUUCAAUUACUUACGAUCGAAUCAGCAUCGGCCCCAAUUUAUUUUACAUCCCACUUCCAACGCUGAUACGUAAGGUCGUGAUAGCAGUGCUGAAUGAAAUUGAUUCCAGAUCUGAGUCGAUUUUGAAACUUACCACGCUGAUUGAAGACCCAAUAAUAACAGGGCCCAUCAACUUUAUUCUGAACGUUAUAAAAACCUGUUAUACAUUGGUCGAUGACAUUUUUUGUGCACCUCAUGCAACACAAAUUCUUUCAUCCACGCGAGGAUUGCUUUCUAUGCUGCACCAGGCUCUACACGAGCAUCUGCAUGCAUGUUACGGAAUUCAAGGAGCACGGAUAAUCUCGAGUAAUUUCUCCAAAGAGUUUCCUUGUAUGUUUCCAUUAUGGGAACAAAGUAUUCGGAUGUCUUCGCAAAACGGAGUGCCCCACGUGGAUAUCAUCAUUCUGACAACAGGUGUCACGAACCUUUUAGCAUCGUCGUUGAAACCACAUUCCCCAGACAACCAAUAUUCUUCAAUUACCUAUGAUCCAAUCGGCAACGACCCUAGUUCAUUUUCCAUCCCACUUCCAACACUGAUACGCAAGGUUGUGAUAUCAGUGCUGAAUGAGAUUGAUUCUAAAUCGGAGUCGAUCUUGAAACUUACCACAUUGAUUGAAGAUUCAAGAAUAACGGAGCCCGUUAAGUCUGUCCUGAACUCUAUAAAAACUUGUUAUCCAGACGUUGGUUGAUGACAUUUUUUGUACGCGUGAUGCACCUCAAAUCCUUUCAUCCACACGAGGAUUCCUUUCUACACUGCAUCAGGCUCUGCAUGAACAUCUGCAU